Messenger RNA from Carcharodon carcharias (great white shark), 2938 nucleotides. It is a transcript of the gene utp25, whose product is annotated as UTP25 small subunit processor component. The record is from RefSeq and is a predicted model, not a curated record. Gene Ontology annotation, biological process: maturation of SSU-rRNA from tricistronic rRNA transcript (SSU-rRNA, 5.8S rRNA, LSU-rRNA). The transcript has 12 exons. NCBI's taxonomy places the organism in Eukaryota, Metazoa, Chordata, Chondrichthyes, Lamniformes, Lamnidae. Gene Ontology annotation, cellular component: small-subunit processome; nucleolus. Bases 45 to 2342 code for a protein of 765 amino acids. Gene Ontology annotation, molecular function: rRNA binding; U3 snoRNA binding.
GCCCGUAUCAGUUAAAGCAGUUAAAGCGUCGCGUGGCGUAGAGAAUGGGGAAAAGGAAGAGCGGUGGAAAGUCGCGAGCACUUGUGAGCAACUUAACGAAGAAACAGAAAAAACACUUGCGGGAAUUUGGGGAGGAACAUCCCUUUCAUGAUAAGGUAUUGAAAAAAGCAGAGCCAGCUCAAAUUGUUGAAGUGGCUGGCAGCUCUGAGCAGUCAGAUUCAGAGAGCGAUGCAGAAUCUGGCACAGAACAGCUGACUGCCUACCAACAUCUGUGUUCCACCUUAAAAAAUGUUGCAGAGGAUGAAGACUUUGUCUCUGACACUGGCAGUGAAAGUGAAUUUGAAGAGGAGGAGGAUGAGGACCAAGCUGAGGAUGAGAAGGAUGGUAGUGAAGUUGAUGAUGAAAAUAAUCAAGAAGAGAGAGAUGCAAUCAGUAAAGAUGAAAAGGAAAGCAACGCUGCAGGGAAAGAAUUUGGAAAGGCUGAGAUGGUACCCAAUGAUGAAAUUGAAAAUGCCAAUGAGGUAGAAGCUGAUUUCACUGAUGUAAAGAAUGAAGCCAAAUUCUGUCUAGAAAGUAAUUUCAUUGGAGAUGGAAGUGAAGAUGAAAAUGAUAAAGUUGUUUAUGUGAACAGUUCUGAAGAUCCAUUUAAGCAACAUAUGGACACAGAUCUAGAGGAUGAUGAUGUGAAAACUGUAACCAAGGUUAAAAGUACAAUACAGUCCAAGUGGACUACUCUCGGGCAGCUAGUAUGGUCCAGCCAUCUACCAAAAUACACUCUUAUCAAAGAGUUGUCGGGUGAAUGUUUGAAAAAUCUCCAUCUUCAUAAACCUCUAGAGGAAACGUGGCCUAAGAUUAAUGUUCAACGUCUUUCAGCAGAAGAUCAACUGAAUCAGCAAGAAUUUUUCACACCACUUCAACAAGGACUCUUUAAUGUAAUAAAUGCUUACAAGGACUUGUAUUAUCCAGAAAGAACAGCUAUUCAAAAUGGGGAAGAAGUCCGUCGUGCCUACUGCUUACAUGUAAUAAACCAUGUGUUGAAAGCAAAUUCACAGGUGCUGAGCAACAACGCAAAGUACCGAGAUCGAAAGACAGAAGUUGAUGAUGACUUGAGGGAUCAGGGACUUACAAGACCUAAGGUACUUAUUGUGGUGCCAUUUAGAGAGUCUGCUUUAAGAGUGGUACAAACUUUGAUUGGUCUUCUUGACGUGAAAGACAAGCUGGAAGUGAGCAACAAGAAAAGAUUUAAGGACGAAUAUGGCUCCAGUGCAGAAGACAGACCACCAAAUCUAAAACGACCUGAAGAUUAUGAGGCUGUUUUUGCUGGUAAUAUUGACGACCACUUCCGAAUAGGUGUGGCCAUCCUUCGGAGGAGUAUGAGAUUGUAUGCGCCAUUUUAUUCCAGUGACAUCAUCAUUGCUUCUCCCCUGGGCUUGCGGACAGUUAUCAAAGCUGAGGGUGACAAGAUGAGGGAUUUUGAUUUCCUCUCCUCUAUUGAAAUAUUAAUUAUUGACCAAGCUGAUAUUUACCUUAUGCAAAACUGGGAACAUAUUGUGCACCUACUGAAACAUCUUAACCAGCAACCUCAUGAGCCACAUGGAGUGGAUUUCUCUCGUGUGCGGAUGUGGAGUCUGAACAAUUGGUCCAAGUAUUACAGACAGACUUUGAUCUUCAGUGCACUUCAAGAUCCACAAGUUAAUGCUAUUUACAGUAAACACUGCUUCAAUUACAGAGGACAGGUGGCAGUAAGUAAUGUACUUCGAACUGGUUCAAUCUGCCAUGUUGUUAUGCAAUUACCACAUGUUUUCCAGCGAGUGGAAGUCUCCAGCUUCACAGGCUUGCCUGAUACAAGGUUUGAAUUCUUUAUCAAGAAGAUUUUACCUCAAUAUAGAGAAGCUGUCAUGUCCCACACCUUAAUUUAUGUACCCGUCUACUUUGAUUAUGUGCGACUGAGAAAUUACUUUAACCGUGAAGAAAUGAAUUUUUCUCAUAUUUGUGAAUACAGCAAAAAAUCCACUAUUAAUCGAGCAAGAUAUCAUUUCCUGAAGGGGGAGAAACCUUUCCUCUUAUUUACUGAACGUUUCCAUUUUUACAAAAGGUACACAAUUAAGGGCAUCAGACAUCUUAUUUUCUAUGAGCUUCCUACAUAUCCACAUUUCUACAGUGACAUUUGCAAUAUGCUGAAAGCAGAAAAUAGAGGUGAUGAAGCUACAUGGACUUGCACCGUUUUGUAUUCCAAGUACGAUGCUCAUAAGCUGACCCGAGUGGUGGGAACAGAGCGUGCUACGCAGAUGAUUCAGUCAAAGAAAUCUGUGCAUUUGUUUGUAACUGGAGAAGAUUCAUAAAAUGAACUGAGAGCUAGCAAUAUUCAAACAAUUUUGUGAUCAUUAGAGUCAUGUCAUGUUUGAGAUUUGAGAUUAUAUUCAAUUACUAGCCUAUCGUUCUUAUUUGGGGAUUGACAAGCCUGCAGUACAUUUUUUUUGUAAAAGCAAAAUACUGCAAAUGCUGGAAACCUGAAAUAAAAACAAAGUACUGGAGAUACUCAGCAGAUCAGGCAGCAUCUGUGGAGAGAAGCAGAGUUAAUGUGUCAGGUUAAUGAGUCUGUUCUGUUUCUCUCUGCAGAGGCUGCCUGACCUGCUGAAUAUUUCUAGCAUUUUCUAUUCUACAUUUUUUUGUAUUUAUACUUCAGGACUGUAACACUUGGUCUUACUAUCUCCAUUUUGUGAAAACUUUGUGCUUUUCAAACGUGUAGAUAAUAUUUCAUUUAAUGUAAAUAAUGACACAGUGGUUUUUAUUUUAAUCAAUUGUUUUCUUCUGAAUCAGAGUGUAAGGCUAUUUUCUGGAAACAUUCUGAGAUUAGACUAGCAGCAGUAAACAAUUGUGAAACAGAAAAUACUUGAGUUUUCAAAUAAACUUUGACUCUGUUUAUAAUUUCCAGUAA